Messenger RNA from Closterium sp. Naga37s-1, 1893 nucleotides. The record is from the annotation of a GenBank genome assembly. NCBI's taxonomy places the organism in Eukaryota, Viridiplantae, Streptophyta, Zygnematophyceae, Desmidiales, Closteriaceae.
AUGAUUUCAAACCGGGCCACCGCGCAGCAGCAGCCAACGAAUGUGGCGAACGAUUUAGCGACAGCUCCUUCCGAGCCUGCUUUCCAGCUUCGGGGAUCAGCGGCAGUAGGCGAGACCCGGGCCGCGUCUGGUGACGGAAGCGAGGCGAUUAAAGACCUAUCGGGUCCGCCGGUCCUGUGCUGGGAGCGCGUGGGUGGAUCCACUAAGGCGUAUGUAGCGAAUGAUAGCGGCGGCGGAGCGGAUGGCGCGGAGGGGGCGGGGAGGGGGCGCAAUGGGCGGCGGAGAAAGCCGUUCUUUAUCCAGGACGUGGGAGAGCGCGCGGAUGCGGUUAUGGAGCUGACCGACUUUUUCAAGACAAAUUUUCUGCCAGAGGGGUUUCCGGACAGCGUGGCACCGUCCUUCGUGCCGUACAUGCGGUGGCGCGCCUUGCAGUAUUUCUUCGGCGGCGCGAUGGGCGUCUUCACCACGCGCUCGCUGCUGCACGCCUUGGGAGUGUCGCGCGGCGCGGGCGGCGGCGGCGCGGCGGCGAGCGCGCUGGCGGUGAACUGGGUGCUCAAGGACGGCGCGGGGCGGCUCGGGAAGAUGCUGUUCGCGCGCCACGGGAAGCGGUUUGACUGCGACCUGAAACAGAUGCGCUUCCUGAGCAACAUGCUGCUUGACUUCGGCUGCUGUGUGGAGCUCUGCACCAUGGCCGCCCCCAAGUUCUUCCUCCCACUUGCUUGUGUCGCCAACGUAUUCAAGAACAUCGGAGCGGUGACCAACACGUCUACCCGUGCGCCCAUCUACAAGGCGUUUGCGCGGCGGGAGAACAUUGGAGACAUCACAGCCAAAGGGGAGAGCAUCAGUAACCUCGCUGACCUGAUGGGCACAGGAGCCGGCAUUCUCAUUGCAAGAAGCAACCCUCACCUUGCCGCCACCUUCGCUCUUCUCUCCUGUGGCUACCUCUUUGCAUCGUUCAAUGAGGUCAAGUCCGUUCAAGUACCCACUCUCAACCGCGCUCGCUUCGCCGUGGCAGUGCGCUCCUUCCUGGAAACGGGGCAGGUGCCCUCCCUAGCAGAGGCCAACGCCAGGGAGCGCAUCCUUGUGCUGCCGUGGGCCGUGGACCGGCCUUUGGAGCUGGGAGCACGAGUGGCAGACGCUUUUAGGAGCCCCUCUGACCUGUUAGCAUCACAGGCGAUUUUCAAGGACGAGCAGUACAUUGUGACGUACCUUCCAAGCCACCGGAGGGCGUAUGUCGUCCUCAAGGAAGGAGCCAAAUCAAGGGACGUUGUGCGGGCGGCCUUCCAGACGCACGUGCUGCUGCACCUGCUGCACCAAUGGCGGCAGGACACCUGUCAGCAGCCCCUGCUGACUCACCACCUUUCUCCUGAAAACUCUCCCAAAGACCAAAAUCCUGCCAGCUUCAGCCCAGCACCCCUCACCCCUGCAGCCUUCAGCCCAGCAGCCCUCACCCCUGCAGCCUUCACUCCAACAGCCCUCUCCCCAACCGCUCUCACCAGCAGCAGCUCUCCAGGUCGGUGGGCCCCCAAGGAAGUCAGUCCCAAGCGGCCCCGAGCAUGGCAAAAGUCCCUUACAUCUGCAGAGGUGGAGCGGGCAGUGUCUGAGAGCCUAGGGCUCACCUGCACCCUGUUUGGGACGUUUGAGGAGAGAGCUGCGGCUGAGGGAUGGACCAUGGCAGAUUCGUUGCUCAACCCUGGGAAGGCCCGCGUGCUGUGUGGUCCUCCGACUGCACGUAUGCUGCAUACUGCUGCUGCUCCUUCUGUGACAGCUGCUGCUGCUACUGUUGCUGGUGGCGGGGUUGCCUCUGCUGAUGGGUCUGCUGCGCUCACUCCCCCCCCGCUCUCUUCCUCUGGCCGGGUUGCACUGAAGCCCUUCGCGGGUGCUGCUGCUUAG